Messenger RNA from Fusarium keratoplasticum, 1770 nucleotides. RefSeq lists its product as uncharacterized. Lineage: Eukaryota; Fungi; Ascomycota; Sordariomycetes; Hypocreales; Nectriaceae. The record is from RefSeq and is a predicted model, not a curated record. The coding region runs from base 1 to 1770 and encodes 589 amino acids. The transcript has a single exon.
AUGGGGGUAGAAGAACAGAACAGCACAAUCCUGCGUGGGACACCCUACGUCGACGGCACCGCCUCAGGGAAGCUCUUGGCAGCGAACCUCGAGCUGAGUUUCUGGGGCGGCGUCAACCCCAAAACGGGCCAAGUCAUCGACCGCUUCCAUCCCCUCAGCGGCCAUCUUCUCAAGGAUACCAUCUUGGCGAUUCCAGGAGGACGAGGAUCUUGCGGCGGCAGCGUCAUCAUGAUGGAGCUUAUCCUGAACGGUUUGGGUCCCAAGGCCCUCGUUUUUCAGCGACGCGAAGAGAUCAUUACGCUCGGCGUUAUUGUUGCUGAGGAACUUUUUGGCAAGACGGCUCCCGUGGUUACGCUAAAGCCUCAUGAUUUCCAACAGUUCCUGGGUUGGGAUGGAGAAAUGGUGCACAUCAAGGGAGGCCAAGUUUCGAGUGGUCCGCUGGAAGGCAGCGAUAACCACAAACACACUCUUGGUUUCGAUAUUCAGAGUCUUGGCCUUCAGUUGUCCGCUUUCGACCGGGCGAUCCUCAAGGGAGAGCACGGUGAGGCGACUAUGGUCUCGAUGAAAAUUCUCGUUCGGAUGGCGGAGAUGAUGGAUGCUCGAGAGAUGAUGGACGUCAGCCAGGCCCAUGUCGACGGGGCCUGGUACGGCCCUGGAAGCGUCGCCUUUGGGCAAAAACUUCGCGAUUGGGGUGGCAAGUUCCGGGUUCCGUCAACUCUCAACUCUCUCACCAUUGACCACCGGCGCUGGAAAGCCCUUGGUAUCGAUGCGGAGCUCGGUUCUACCUGUCAAGAACUGACUCAGGCUUUCCUUGACAUGGGCGCCAAGGUGUCAUUCACAUGUGCCCCUUAUCUGCUUGAAAGUGCCCCAAAGCAGGGGGAUGCUAUCGCCUGGGGAGAGUCCAACGCCGUCAUCUACGCUAACAGUGUGCUGGGGGCAAGGACAUUGAAAAACCCAAACAUGUUGGAAGCUCUGAUCGCAUUGACCGGACGUGCCCCCAAGGCCGGCGUAUAUCUCGAUGAGAAUCGGCAGGCCUCUGUGUGGAUCAACGUGCAACCAGUUGAUGACGCCGAUAGCUCAUUCUGGCCAAUCUUAGGCUACACCAUCGGUGCCAGGGCAUCCAGUCGCAUCCCCGUCAUCACCGGGCUUGAGGACAUGAAGCCAUCCACAGAUGACUUUAAGGCGUUUUCAGCCGCAUUCGCGACGUCCUCGAGCGCGGCCAUGUUCCACAUGGUCAAUCAGACCCCCGAGGCCGCUACUUUCGAAUCUGUAUGUCCCGAUGGUGUCCCAAGAGAAAGAAUAGACCUGGACUGGAAGGACCUGGACUCAUGCUGGGAAGAGUUCAAUAAUGGAUCCGAACCCCGGGAAGUCGACCUCAUCUCCUUUGGGAGCCCGCACUUCUCAUUCCAAGAGAUCAAGCAGCUUGCGCAUCUCUGCCGAGGGCGAAAAAAACACGACGGCGUGGCCGUCAUUGUUACUUGCGGUCGUGCCCAGCAUGGGCUUGCCACGCAGGCGGGCUACGUCGGGGAACUUGAAGACUUUGGUGUCCAGUUCCUGACGGAUACAUGCUGGUGCUCAAUAGAGGAGCCGGUGAUUCCAAAGCCUGUAAAGGUCAUCAUGACCAAUUCUGGAAAGUACAUUCAUUAUGGACCUGGGCUUACUGGUAGGAGAUUCUGCUUUGGGAGCUUGGAGAUGUGUGCUGAGGCGGCCGUGUCCGGAUGGAGUACUGGAGACCCGCCUGCCUGGCUGCAGAAGGCUAGACGUAUCUAG